AUGGAUCCUACUUCUAGAACUAAGAAGCCUAAAGGGACUAAGCUCCCUGAGAAGACAUAUCUUCCAGACUCUAACUCCGAUGAAGAUGCAUUUGACUUUAGCUUCUUGGAUUUUUGUAAAGAAACUUUCAAAGCCCCCUCAAGUUUAUGUGAUGAUCAGUUUCUUAACUUAUUGUGUGAUGAAAACCUAUUAAGGAGAAGUAUUGAUGGAAUGGUAGAUGAUAGAGACAUUCCUGGUUUCCAACAAAAAGACCAAGCCCACUUAGAUGAGGACAAUGAAGAUGUUGGUGUGGAGAGGGUGCAUGAUCCCAAUGUUGACUAG
Lactuca saligna is the source of this 321-nucleotide messenger RNA. The record is from the annotation of a GenBank genome assembly. Lineage: Eukaryota; Viridiplantae; Streptophyta; Magnoliopsida; Asterales; Asteraceae.